Messenger RNA from Arabidopsis lyrata subsp. lyrata, 1897 nucleotides. RefSeq lists its product as uncharacterized. NCBI's taxonomy places the organism in Eukaryota, Viridiplantae, Streptophyta, Magnoliopsida, Brassicales, Brassicaceae. The record is from RefSeq and is a predicted model, not a curated record.
AAUUUACAAAUAUAAUUUUUACUAAUAAAUGUUAGUUGUUAUAGGAAGAACCAUUUCACGUGGUGUAUGAGCUGUGGCCAGACUCAUAGCUUUGAGAAAUCCGAAAGAAAGCUGUGAUGUCGAUUUUGGAAAUCAAAUCACCAUGGAAAAAGCAAAGCUACCAAUUCACAAACAUCCUUUGUUACCUAUAACUCGUUUUUUUUCUCGUCGCGGCUGUAACGGAUGUGGAUCUUAUGGUUACAUCUACGGAGGCUACCGUUGCAAUGAGUUGGGGUGUGAGACUCCUGCGUUUCAUAGAGAGUGUGCUGAGUCUUUACAAGAAAUAAAGCACUUCUCUCAUCCCGAUCAUCCUCUCAAUCUUCGCCUAAACGACAAAGCAUCUACAUGUAAUCGAUGUGGAAUACAUCUGUUUAAAGAAAGCUAUAUCUAUAUAUGUUCAAUGUGUGACUUCAAGUUGGAUUUACACUGUGCGAAAGGAGCUGCUCCACUUCCUAUUCUUGAAAACUCCAAUGUGCACGAGCAUCCACUAGAACUCUUCGAUGUAUGGAACUCUUCCAAGCGCGUUAGACAGAGAAAGUGCAAAACGUGCGACUCUCCACUUUCUAUGGAAAACUAUGUUAUGUAUGUUAUCAAUGAAUAUCAGCUUCAUCUUGUUCCAAGACGCAUCCAUUUCACUUGCAAUGCUUGUGGGACGCUAGGUGAACAAAGUCCUUAUUUCUGUCUUCAAUGUAAUAUCAUGAUUCAUCGGCAGUGUAUCGAUUUACCACGUGUCAUAAACAUCAACCACCACGAUCAUCGCAUCUCUUACACCUCUCGACUUGGACAUGGAAAGUGGAUAUGCAAAGUUUGCCGUCAAAAAGUAGAUGGAUUCUAUGGGGGUUAUACUUGCGUCAAAUGUCCUAGUUUUGUUGUUCAUUCACGAUGUGCAACGAGAGAAGAUAUAUGGGACAUGAUAGAGCUAGAAGGGAUGCCUGAAGAAGAUGAAAUUGCGCCAUUCGAGGUGAUUGACGAUAACACUAUAAAACAUUUUAGCCAUGAUCAUAUCUUACGAAUCAACAAAGAUCGCUAUGGCCGAAUUCUACCUGAAAACAUUGUUUGUGAAGCAUGUGUCCUCCAGAUUUUAUCAGAACCGUUCUACAGUUGUAAGCAAUGUAAUUUUAUUCUCCACGAAAAAUGUGCUAACCAUCCACGGAAGAAACGUCAUGUGUACAACAACCUGCCAUUUACACUACUCACAAAUGACGGCGAAGUUUAUCAAUGUGGGCUUUGUUUACAAGAAUUCAGCGGUUUCAGGUAUCAAUCUAGCCAUUCUGUUAUUAUAGAUGUACGAUGCGCUGCAAUUUCAGAUACACUUGAGCACGGAAGCCAUCAACAUUCUUUAUAUUACUAUUCUAAUACAUAUAAGAAUUGUAGUAGAUGUGGGAAGAAGAAUUCGGUCUUUAGAUGUGAUGAGUGUGACUAUAGUUUGGAAGGCAAAUGUGCUCUUUUACCGGAAAAAGUAAUGAAUAAUAGAUACGAUGAUCAUCCUCUCUUCUUGUCUUUUGGUGACAUGAAUGUGAAUGGUGAAUAUUGGUGUGAGGCAUGUGAAACAAAAGUGAAUUCAAAGGAAUGGUUCUAUACAUGCAACGAUUGUGGGACUACAUUACAUAUUUCUUGCGUUGUGGGAGAUUUCUCAUAUAUCAAGCCAGGUUCAACAUUCACGAACACAGAAGUGGUAUCCAACACCUCUAUUUGUAGACCAUUUUGCUUUGUGUGUAACGCUAGAUGCAAGCUCCCUUCUAUUCUUAAGUUUUCCAAGGCCGGUGUUGAUGUAUACAUUUGUUCUUUCAAAUGUCGUCGUGAAACUUAUUAAAGAUUGAUAUAUUCUUCUAUUUAAAUUAAUAAAAUCUUUCUAUUA